Eriocheir sinensis (Chinese mitten crab) is the source of this 1287-nucleotide messenger RNA. It is a transcript of the gene tex, whose product is annotated as THO complex subunit 3-like. Gene Ontology annotation, biological process: mRNA export from nucleus. The transcript has 7 exons. The coding region runs from base 155 to 1135 and encodes 326 amino acids. Gene Ontology annotation, cellular component: THO complex part of transcription export complex. Lineage: Eukaryota; Metazoa; Arthropoda; Malacostraca; Decapoda; Varunidae. Gene Ontology annotation, molecular function: protein binding. The record is from RefSeq and is a predicted model, not a curated record.
GAAUUAUUAAAACCUCUUAGGCUCGUGGUUGCUAUUUGUUUACAUGUGGAAGGCGGCGCGUGGCUGCCUGUGUGGAGCGUCUGUUUUUUACCUGUUUUUCUACCUAACCUAACAAGACCUCAGCUCCGCCCAGACCCCAUAGCAGCCGGCAGCCAUGGGGACGUCUUACCUGGAGGAGAUGCGGAGCUACUUUGAGACACACAACAAGCAGAAGGAGUACGUGGGCCACAACUCUAAGGUCCACACCAUCGGCUGGAACGCUGACGGCCGCCGCCUCGCCUCCGGCUCCUACGACAAGUGUGUGACCAUCUUUGUGUUCGACGGACAUCGCGACACUCUGCGGAAGGACUACACCUACAAGGGACAUGGCGACAGUGUGGACCAGUUGUGUUGGCAUCCCACACACUCCGAGCAGCUCACUUCGGCCAGCGGGGACAAGACAGUGCGGAUAUGGGACACACGCACCCACAAGUGUUCCGCAACCAUUACCACGAAAGGCGAGAACAUCAACAUCACGUGGUCACCGGACGGCCACACCAUCGCCGUGGGCAACAAGGAGGACCUGGUCUCCUUCAUCGACGUCCGCAGUCAGAAGAUCCGUCACGAGCAGCAGUUCAAGUUUGAGGUCAACGAGCUCUCCUGGAACAACACCAAUGACCUCUUCUACCUCACCAACGCGCAGAGUGGCCAGGGCUACAUACACAUAUACAAUUACCCCGAGAUGGAGCUGGCCCACUCCAUCCACGCCCACCCCGGGAACUGCAUCUGCAUCAAGUUUGAGCCGCAGGGACGCUACUUCGCCACGGGCUCCGCCGAUGCGCUGGUCUCCAUCUGGGACGUGCAGGAGCUGUACUGCAAACGAACACUGCCCAGGCUGGAGUGGCCGGUUCGGACUCUGAGUUUUUCGAGCGACGGGCAGCUCCUGGCGUCUGGGAGUGAGGACCAGGCUAUUGACGUGGCCCAUGUGGAGACGGGGGAGCAGGUCGCCCAUAUCAGCGUGGCCUACCCGACCUUCACGCUGGAAUGGCACCCCAAACACUUCCUGCUGGCCUAUGCGUGUGACGACAAAGACGACCGCGACCGUGACCGCGACGCUGGCACAGUGAAGCUCUGGGGGCUGGGCGACCGUACAUAGACACACACACACACACACACACACACACACACACACAGGCAUGCACACACACAUAAACACUGGUAAAGGUAAAGGUUAGAUUAAUUAGAUAAGGUUCAUUAAGUUGCACACACACACACACACACACACACACACACACACACACACACACA